Molecule: messenger RNA, 1846 nt
Organism: Anguilla anguilla (European eel)
Lineage: Eukaryota; Metazoa; Chordata; Actinopteri; Anguilliformes; Anguillidae
Product: sialic acid-binding Ig-like lectin 8
Exons: 10
Coding region: 66-1595 (509 amino acids)
Source: RefSeq, a predicted model, not a curated record
UGUUGUCUUUCAGAACUGGCAGGUUAUAUAUUGUAUAAAGCAGCCCAGGCUAGGUUUCAGCAAGAAUGAAUCUUUUACCCCAAUUGACAUUUCUGCUCCUUCUCAGGAUCAAAGGCGUUUUUGUGAAUGGCCUGGAUUCAGAGAUCGGCUACAAAAUGGUUGUUGCCCAAUUAGGAGAACCCCUGUCGCUAAUGUGUCGCUACAACUGCACCGCUUGGACCCGUGCCUCCUGGCACCUCAAAAAAACAGGGGCACCCGUCUGUACGUCCUGUUUUCAGGAAACAAAGAAAACGGACAGAAACGGCAGUCUCUGCACAGAGCGCCUCUCUCUCCGUUAUGUGUCUCUCAAUCAAACCCAUUACAACUAUGCCUGCCAUUCUGAGGAGCACGAUGACCCAAGCCUGACCCAGAAGAUGGUGCGGCAGGUUUCAGUUUGGGUUCAAGCCGCUCCCAGUGCCCCAGUGGUGACAGUGACCCCGCAGGGUGAUGUGUGGGCUGGCAGGCCAGUGGGGCUGAUGUGCGCCACAGGGGGGUUUCACCCCCGGAACGUGACAGUCGCCUGGGCCUUCAACGGCUCUCCAGUGACGGGAACCGACGAGCUCACCUUGGGAACAAACACUAACGGAACAUUCUCCGCCCACAGCAAAAUAUCAGUCUUACCCACAUCCUCCCAUCACAGGGGCAUCUUCACAUGUGAAAUCCACCACACCUCGCUGAGCCACCCGCUAAGAGCUAACAUCACACUGGACGUGAAAUAUAUUUCCCUGCACGUAUCUUACAGGGAUGGCACAGAGAGUACAGCGGAGGCACUACCACCACCUCUCACCAUCAGAACCAGGGUGGGCGCUUUCCUAGAGCUCUCCUGCCUGGUGGACAGUAACCCCCCCACAGAGGGACAGUGGGUGAGAGGAAGUGUCGACCCCUCCAGGCAGGCAAUGCGUACUGCCACAACACUGACCCUGGACAAAGUAAAGGUGGAAGAUGCUGGAAACUACAGUUGUGAGGCAUCUACACGCUAUGAAACCAAGCAGUCACUUGUUACAAUAGAAGUGAAUCCUGCGGAGUUCAGCUGGUUUAUGGUGCUAGCGGCCACUAUGGUGACCGUGGCUACUGUGCUGUGUGCUGCGGCAGUGUACUUCAGUCUGAGCAGCCGAAGAAGGAGAAACGCGCACCUGGCUUUUACCACCUGUGACAGAGGAUGUAUGAAGCAUAUUUUUCAUUCAUCUAUUGACUCCGGUAAAGCAAACGGCGAGUCGAGAGUUGAAACCCCUCCAGCUACAGGUGACAACGCAGUGAAAUGGGAACCUGUGGCAGUGACAUUCACCCCUGCAGACAGUCAGAGCGAUCACGAGGUCCCGUACGCUGACAUCAUGAUAUCUGUGAGAGGAGCCAGCACGCCUGAACUCACGCACAUCCCAGACCCCACCCCCAGGGAGCACAGGCAGCGGUGGAAGGAAGAGUGGGGCUCGAGUGGUCUGCUGCAGGUCUCCCACUCGGCUGACAGACUGCAUGUCCACCAGAGGGAUGUGGCCAGGAAACUGAGCACCAGCUCCGAAUACGCUGUCAUCCAAUAUCGCUCUGAGCCACUUGGCUGAGUGAGAGAGAGGAAACAAGCACAAUGCUGCCCCCUGCUGUUUGUCGUUGUUUAAACACUGUCAGCAGCUUUUCUGACUGCGAGGAAGAAAGCAUACACAAUACUGCCCCCUGCUGUUCGUAUUUAGUCUCUCUUCCCUACACAUAUGUUUUAUUAUAUUAAUUAUUAUAUUAUAUUAAUUAUUAAUACGGUAUUGGAAUGAUGUAUGCACUGAACUCUAUGAAACAAAUCUAAAGCUCAUAUAUAUGUAUA